Messenger RNA from Chlamydomonas reinhardtii, 2177 nucleotides. RefSeq lists its product as uncharacterized. The transcript is spliced from 6 exons. Lineage: Eukaryota; Viridiplantae; Chlorophyta; Chlorophyceae; Chlamydomonadales; Chlamydomonadaceae. Gene Ontology annotation, molecular function: monooxygenase activity; calcium ion binding. The record is from RefSeq and is a predicted model, not a curated record. The coding region runs from base 170 to 1648 and encodes 492 amino acids.
GUUCAUACACACACGGUAUUCUUGCACCAGGCCUGGGCCUAAGUCCCAGCCACGCGUAACGCUUCCUCCCUCCUCCAUCCACGUUUAGCUGCGUACGGUCUCGCCUUUUCACUGCUGCACCGCUAGCUAGCCUAGCUAGCUCGCGCGCUCGCGCCGGCUGCAGACGCGCAUGGUGCGCCUGCCCAACCCCUUCCGCCGCGGCAGCCGCGGCAGCGGCACCACGACGCCCGCCUCCUCCGUCGCGCACUCGGUCGCGCCCUCGGAGCCAGGCAGCCCGCGCACCCUCUCCUCCCACGCGCUCAGCGGCACCGGCGCCGGCACCGCAGGCGACAAGGACGUGCCGCACCCGCCCGCGCCGCCCUCGCCCUCGCCCGCCGGCCGCGUCAGCGGCAGCGGCAGCACCAGCGGCCGCGCCAGCCACCCUCAGAGCCGCCACCGGGCAGACGACCCAGAGGCCGACACCGCACACAGCUCUACACAGAUACUGCCGCCGCUCGCGGGCAGCCCGGGUCUCGGCGCGGCGCUGCAGAGCGCAGGCGUGGCCGCCGCCGGAGCCGCAGGCGCGGCGCGUGACGCGGCGGCGGAGGCAGCCGACGUGGUCGCGUCGGUGCUGCCCGGCGGCGUCAUGAAGCCAGGCGUGCCGUCAGCGGACCAGAAGCACAAGCACGCAGAGCACCACAAGGCGACAAUGAAGGCGCAGCAGCAGAUGACGGAGAAGGACCGGGAGCAGCGACACCUUGAGGACAAGGCGGCGGCGGCAGCUGAGGCGGCUCUGUUUGGCCGCGGCGCCAUCGCGCGGUUCACGGCGCCGGAGCAGGACGGCCCUGCCGCCAGUGUGCUGAUGCCGCCGGGCGUCAGCGGCGGCGGGCUGGCGGCGCCGCCGCCACCGGGCGUGGUGGGCAACAUCCCGGCGGCGCCGCUGACGACGGCGCGGCCUGUGCCUCUGGAUUUACCCGACUACAUGGACAAGCCGGGCGAGCCGCACGUGGUCGCCACGCCCGACCGCUUUCACCCCACGGGAAGCGCGCUGACGCCGCCGGAGAGCAGCGGCCUCACCUCGCUGCAGCAGCACUUUGCCUUCUUCGACCUGAACAAGGACGGCAUCAUCACGCCGUGGGAGUGCGUAAACGGCUUCCGGUACCUGCUGCGGCGUUACCUGCCCGAGCCGCUCAACACGCUGGCCUGCAUCCCCGUGGCGGCGGCGGUGCAGCUGCCGCUGUCGUGGCUGACGUCCGACAGCUGGCUGCCCGACCCGCUGCUGCGAGUGCAGGUCAAGAACGCGCACAAGGUGAUCCACGGCAGCAACAGCCGCGCCUGGGACCGGUCCGGCCGCUUCACGCCGGCGCGUUUUGAGGCGCUGCUGUCCAAGUACGACGCCGACCGCAAGGGCGGGCUGAACGCCUGGGAGGUGGCGCAGAUGGUGCGGGGCCAGGCCAACCUAGGGGACCUGCUCGGCACCAUGGCCAGCGCCGGUGAGUGGGCGAUGACGUGGGCGCUGCUGUGCGACAGCAGCGGCGUGCUGCGGCGCGAGGACAUGCGCGGCAUGUACGACGGCACGGCGUUCUACCGUGCGGCGGCGCGGAAUGGCUACAGCCACUACACGCUGGAGACGGGGCGUGCGCCGGCUGUGGCAAAGGGGUACGCGUAGGCGCGGCGCACAUUGCGCCCAGUGCGGACGCCUUCUGAGCACUGGCGGUGUGUUAACGAAUGCUCGUGGACAGUGGGCAGGCCGGGCGCAGGAAGGGAAGGGGAAAGUGCGGGGGCAUGAAUGAAGUGGUGGAACGGCAAUCGCCGCCAGACUGGCUCCAGGGAAUGUUACGGCUGCUAUGCUGAUAGUGCGGCACUACCAGGGCAGUACUACCAAGCGCCGGAGUAGGCGGUUGGCACUUGAGUGGCGGAGAGAGCAAAGUUUGCACCCAGAAUCCUUUCGCGCUCAAAAGUUCUCCGUAUAGUUGUGGAGUAUGAAUGUGGGCUGUUGUAUGUGUGGGGGAACGCUCGCGGGGGAGAAUGAUGUGACAUGAAACGUUGAGCACGAGACUUGCGUUGCGUGUACAACUAAGGUGAUGGUAGCCCAUCUCAGGAACGGUACAGGAAGCGUACACCGAAGCAUUUGCACGUCGGAAGCCUCCGACUUCGGGCCUCGGCCUGUUCAACUCCUGUCAAACUCCGUCCACAGC